Messenger RNA from Akanthomyces muscarius, 3627 nucleotides. RefSeq lists its product as uncharacterized. Bases 1 to 3627 code for a protein of 1208 amino acids. The record is from RefSeq and is a predicted model, not a curated record. The transcript has 7 exons. NCBI's taxonomy places the organism in Eukaryota, Fungi, Ascomycota, Sordariomycetes, Hypocreales, Cordycipitaceae.
AUGACGACUGGUUGGAGAUGUAUGAUUACUUGGUGGGGCGCUGGCUUGGCCAUAGUGACACUCCUUCUCGCCAGGUCGCUCCAUCGCGUCAUUGGCAAAAUCUGUCGACCCCGUGAGGGGAAUCGCUCUGGCACACUGGAAAUUCUCUCCGGCAAAGAUAACGCCAAAUUCGAGAUCAUCGCCGUCCCUGGCCUAGGUGCACAUCCAUAUCACACAUGGGAGGCUACUCGGAAAACCCAAGCAUCAAACGCAACUGAAUGUCAAACCACACAGUCCCGGAAGGUUCACCUACUUAAGGAUCUCCUCGCGCACGACUUUCCUGACGCCAGGAUCUGGAAUUUUGCUCAUGAAUCUAAUUGGCUGAUUGACGCCCCUAUCAAGACCACUGAGGAGAUUGGCAAAUGCCUGCUUAAGGCGAUCAAGGACAAGCGACCAUCCGCCCACCUCCCUAUCAUUUUCAUUGGCCACAGCCUAGGUGGUAUUAUUAUUAAGCAGGCUCUUUGCACGAGUGACUCCCAAGACAUCGUUGAUGAUACCGCGGGUAUUGUAUUCCUCGGAACGCCGCAUCAAGGUUCAUCAGUGUCUAUUGCUGGCGCUGUGCUGGCCGCUCUGACAGGUUUCCUGGGAUCAGACACGACACUGCUCCUAUCUCUAAAAAAUCAUGGGGCGCAGCUUAGCAACCUUGCGGAUUUAUUCGACUCUCGUAUAGCCCCGAACGGACCUCGACAGCGCAAAAUCCCGAUCACGUCAUUCUACGAGACUAAGAAAACGUAUUUAUUCGGGCUAUCACUAGGCCUCGUGGUUUCGCGGGAUUCUGCCAAGGUCCACGCCGAUGCCUGUGAGAGCCACAGCAUCGAAACAGAUCAUUCUGGGCUCAACAAGUGCGGCGGGCUGACUGAUACGCUGUUUGCGGCCCUGACAGCGGCGAUACGACGCCUGAAGACCCCCUCGCUGCUCGAGCAAGCCGACACAUGGAUACGCGACAAACACUACACAGCAAACAGGCUCAGGAUCGAACGGCUCUCGGGGAAGUCACUGUCUAUAGAUCAGUGCUACAUUAAUCUGGCUCUCGUGGAACAAUCUGGCCAAGACGCAGGUCACUCAGAAAAGGGGGGCAUGGCGCCGUCCCCAUUCUCCAUUCUCUCUCGGCAGAAGGUUGAGACACCCGACGAGACUAUGCAAGUCGAGUUGGCAGCACUUUUCAACAAACGCAACGGAAGCGACGGCCGACCGGUUCUCCCACGACGAAUCUUGAUUCGGGGACGUGCGGGCGUUGGCAAGACUACUCUAUGUAAAAAGAUCAUCCACGAAUUUUACAAAGGCACGUGGGACAAAUGGAGCGAAUUAUUCGACCGCGUGCUUUGGGUACCUCUAAGAAACCUAAAGCUACCGGAAAGACAGAAUAAAUCAAGGUACACCCUUGAACAUCUUUUCCGUCAUGAGUUUUUGCUGCCCAAGAAUGAACCGAAUCUCGCUGGAGCGUUAUUCCGCGCAUUAAAUAUUGAAAGCAGCAAGACUCUAUUUCUCCUCGACGGCCUAGACGAAGUAUCGCAGGACCUCACAGGCGAAGGUAGUAUGCCCCGCUUUCUCGACCAGCUUCUACGGCAGCCUCAUGUCAUCAUCACAUCCCGCCCAUCUGCUAAGCCUGUGCCGAAUCUGGACCUGGAGUUGGAAACAAUUGGAUUCAGCCCGGAUCAGGUGAAGGAGUAUAUCGAAAAAUCCUUCACGGAGCGCAACACGGCUGAAAUUGAUCAGGCAAAAGUUGACAAAGUACAAUCGUUCCUGCGAAAGCAUUGGCUCAUCCAGGGUCUUGCACGCAUCCCAAUCCAGUUGGACGCCCUCUGUUACACGUGGGAUGGCCUGAUACCUGAUGCUGUACUGAGUACCAUGACUUGCGUGUACAAAGAAAUUGAGUUGAAGUUGUGGAAAAAAGACAUUUUGCGACUGGAGAAGAAACACGACGGCAAGGUUUUAACAGAGGAGGAAAUAAAACUCGCGGGAAGUCUGGGGAUUCAAGACUUUGUCAUGAACGAGGCGAAUUUUCUCGAGUGCCUAGCGUUUACUGGGCUGCACAAUGAUAUAAUCGAUUUCAAGUCAAAUCAACUCGACGAUGUAGUGAAGGCUUUUGGCGUACGGCUCUUUCCGCAGAAGAGCUUGCCUAAACUCUCCUUCCUACGAACCUCGGACCCCUUAUCGGAAUAUCGCAAUCGAAAUUACCACUUUAUACAUCUGACAUUUCAAGAAUACUUUGCGGCACGGUAUUUUGUACGGCAGUGGAAGCACCGGGCAGGACAACUCCUCUUUGUUACAUUAGGCAUUAAGGGCACAGAGAGGAGAGCAGGUGCUACAGAGUUCCUACGAAAACACAAAUACACAGCACGCUACGACGUCUUUUGGCGCUUUGUUGCCGGUUUGCUGGACGGAAGUGAGCAGGCGCUAAAGCUCAUCAAUACAGUCGAGGAGGAACCGCUGGACCUCUUGGGUCCUACGCAUCAGCGGCUGGUCAUGCAUUGUUUGAGCGAAAUAUCGGGCAAUCUGCCUAAGCGGGCCGCCCUGGAGAAACGGCUGGCGCAGUGGCUGUUGUUCGAAUGCAGAUUUAACCACAGCGCGAGGCUAGCAAGUGAGGUUGAAUUUCCCGAAGCAGCUCUGAAGACUGCCCUACUUUCCGAAGCUAGUGAUACCCAGGCAAUAAUUCUGCAGUCGCUAGCCAAUCGAGCCUUGAUUCCGCCAAGUGUCCUCGAACUGGUGGCGAAGUGGCUGGAUGACGAAGACUGGAACGUACGAAAGGCGGCCGUCGGGGUCUUGAGGUCAGCGCUGCCUGACGAGGUGCUGGCGGCGGUGGCGCGGCGACUUGACGACGAGGACUUGAUUGUACGACAGGUCGCCAUCACGGCCCUAGGCGGGAGGUCAGCGCUACCUGACAAGGUGCUAGUAGCAGUGGCGGCACGGCUUGAAGAUGAGGAAUUGGACGUGCGAGGAACCGCUAUUGAGGCCCUAGGUUGGAGGUCGACGGUGCCUGACGAGGUGCUGACGGCAGUGGCGGAGCGGCUUGACGACGAUGACUUUAAAGUACGAAGGGCCGCCGUGAUGUCGCUGCCUGAUGAAGUGCUUGUGGCGCUAGUGGAGCGGCCAGACCAUAGGCACUCAGACGUGCGAGAGACCGCCAUUCAGGCCUUAGGCGGGAGGUUGGCGCUGCCUGACGAGGUGCUGGCGGUAGUAGUCAGGCAGCUCAAUGAUAAGAACGAGGGCGUACGAAGGGCCGCCGUUGAGGUUAUAGGUCAGGGGUUAGCACUAUCUGAAAAAGUGCUAGACGUAGUAGCGGAACGGCUUGAUGAUGAGGACUUAAAAGUGCGAUGGCUCGCCGUUAAGCUCCUAGGUGGAAGGUUAGCUUUACCUAGUAAGGUACUAGCGGCGGUAGCGAGACGGGUUGACGAUGAGAACCCAGAAAUACGAGAGGCCGCUAUUGCGGCCCUAGGCAGGAGGUCAGAACUAUCUAACGAGGUGGUGGAAGUAGUUGCGGCGCGGAUUCACGAUAAGGACUUGAACGUGCGAGAGACUGCUAUUGAGGCCCUAGGCGGGAGGUCAGCGCUACCUGAUAAGGUGCUAAAGGCAGUGGUAGGAGAUUAG